Leptonychotes weddellii (Weddell seal) is the source of this 4441-nucleotide messenger RNA. Lineage: Eukaryota; Metazoa; Chordata; Mammalia; Carnivora; Phocidae. The record is from RefSeq and is a predicted model, not a curated record.
CCGGUGCCUUGCUGGAAGCCCGGGCUCCCCCGGAAGUGGCCCGGGCCUCUCUGUCGGGGUCCCCACCACCCCGCUGCUGCUGAGUCCCACAGGGGCAGCGGCAAUGGCAGAGGCGGCGCUCCUGCUGCCGCCUGAGGCGGCGGCAGAGCGCGACGCUCGGGAAAAGCUGGCUCUCUGGGAUCGGAGACCCGACACGACGGCGCCGCUGACCGACAGGCAGAUGGACUCGGUGCUGGAGCUGAAGGCGGCGGCAGAGAACCUGCCCGUUCCGGCCGAGCUUCCAAUUGAAGACUUAUGUAGCAUAACAUCCCAGUCGCUGCCCAUUGCACAGACUUCAGUAGUACCCGAAUCUACAGAAGACAUUCUCUCGAAGGGUUUCACUUCCUUAGAAAUGGAAGAAGAAAGAAUUGAAACUGCGCAGCAGUUUUUCUCAUGGUUUGCAAAGCUGCAAACUCAGAUGGAUCAGGAUGAAGAAACUAAGUACAGACAGAUGAGGGAUUACUUGUCUGGGUUUCAGGAGCAGUGUGAUGCUAUAUUGAAUGAUGUAAACAGUGCUCUACAGCAUCUGGAAUCAUUGCAGAAACAGUAUCUUUUUGUGUCCAAUAAGACAGGAACCCUACAUGAAGCCUGUGAACAGCUCCUAAAAGAACAGUCGGAACUUGUUGAUCUGGCUGAAAACAUUCAACAAAAGCUUUCCUAUUUUAAUGAGUUGGAAACUAUUAACACAAAAUUGAAUUCUCCUACGUUGUCUGUUAAUAGUGAAGGAUUCAUACCUAUGCUGGCCAAGUUAGAUGAUUGUAUAACAUAUAUCUCAUCACAUCCAAAUUUUAAAGAUUAUCCUGUAUAUUUGCUGAAAUUUAAGCAGUGUCUUUCUAAAGCUUUGCACCUCAUGAAGACAUACACUGUGAACACACUACAAAACCUCACAAAUCAGUUACUAAAAAGGGAUCCUGCAUCUGUACCUAAUGCAGACAAUGCCUUCACAUUAUUUUAUGUGAAAUUUCGAGCUGCUGCUCCCAAAGUCAGAACUCUUAUCGAACAAAUAGAACAGCGAUCUGAAAAAAUACCUGAAUACCAACAACUGCUAAAUGACAUCCAUCAGUGUUACCUUGACCAGCGGGAGCUCCUUUUGGGCCCUAGCAUCACUUGUACUGUAACAGAGUUAACAAGCCAGAAUAAUAGAGAUCAUUGUGCCUUGAUUCGCAGUGGCUGUGCCUUUAUGGUCCACGUAUGCCAGGAUGAGCACCAGCUUUACAAUGAAUUUUUCACAAAACCAACAUCAAAAUUAGAUGAACUUUUGGAGAAACUGUGUGUGUCAUUGUAUGACGUCUUCAGGCCUUUGAUCAUUCAUGUUAUUCACUUAGAGACUCUAUCGGAACUUUGUGGGAUUCUUAAAAAUGAGGUGCUUGAAGAUCAUGUACAGAACAAUGGUUUCAGCAUUGAAGACGAUGGCCAGUCAGGGAGGACCCAAGUAUACUCUUUCACAGCAGCCUUGGGCACAGCCAGAUUUUCGAGACCUUUGUCUGAUUUACUUUCUUGGAUUGAUGAAGGAGAGUGGGUGACAAUGUUAGAGUUUGCAGCAAGAUUUUUCCAGAUAAUUCUAACAUGGACUCAGAUUGAUGGACAACUUUUCUUAAUUAAGCACCUUUUGAUUCUUCGUGAACAAAUUGCUCCAUUUCAUACUGAAUUCACCAUUAAGGAAAUUUCCCUGGACCUCAAGAAAACUAGAGGAUACCACUUUCAGAGCCUUGUGUAUUAUAUGACCCUGCAGCAGAUACCUGGUAAUAGUUCUGAAAUUAAUGGUUCACAAAAGGCUAUGUAUGUAUUUAUGGGACAAAUUGCACAGAGUUUAAAAGAUGAACAGAAGAAGGUACCUUCAGAAGCUUCGUUUUCAGAUGUUCGGUUAGAGGAAACAGAGUCUAAUAAUCUAAGAAAAUCCGGUUCAACAGAAUCCCUCAAUCCUAGAGCGCAGACCACAAUUUCUCCCGCAGAUCUUCACGGAAUGUGGUAUCCUACAGUUCGAAGAACUCUUGUGUGUCUUUCCAAAUUGUACAGAUGUAUAGAUAGGGCAGUGUUCCAAGGAUUAUCACAGGAAGCCUUGUCUGCCUGCAUUCACUCGUUACUUGGAGCAUCAGAGUCUAUCAGCAAAAACAAGACUCAGAUUGAUGGACAACUUUUCUUAAUUAAGCACCUUUUGAUUCUUCGUGAACAAAUUGCUCCAUUUCAUACUGAAUUCACCAUUAAGGAAAUUUCCCUGGACCUCAAGAAAACUAGAGAUGCAGCAUUUAAAAUCCUGAACCCUAUGACUGUUCCAAGAUUUUUUAGGCUGAAUAGCAACAAUGCCUUGAUAGAGUUCUUGUUGGAGGGUACGCCUGAGAUAAGAGAACAUUAUCUUGACUCUAAAAAAGAUGUAGACCGUCAUCUGAAAUCGGCCUGUGAGCAGUUUAUUCAGCAGCAGACCAAGCUGUUUGUAGAGCAGCUGGAGGAGUUCCUGACAAAGGUACCAGCAAAGGUCAGUGACCUUGUAGCAAGUGCCUACAAGACAAUAAAAGCGAAGCUGCCUCUGACAUUGAGAAGCAUGUCAUUGUACCUAUCCAAUAAAGACACAGAGUUCAUCUUGUUUAAACCUGUUAGGAAUAAUAUUCAGCAAGUCUUCCAGAAGUUCCAUGUUUUGUUAAAGGAAGAGUUUAGCCCUGAAGAUGUCCAGAUCAUUGCUUGUCCUUCUAUGGAACAGCUGAACCUCCUACUGUCCGCUUCUAAAUAACCAGGCCGGCCGGGCUGUGCACGUCAGUGUCUGUGCGGUCCGAGCGGGCUGGGAAGUCUGGCAGCCUGAAGGACGCCGAGGAACCGGAUGUGGGGGUGUCCCUGAGAACCACACAGGCGUGCUGCUCAGUGCUGACUGCAGAAUGAAAUACAAGCCAAGUGUUUGGAAGAUUGGUGUUUCCCUUUUAAAAACAUCAAAAUGCCAAAGAUUAAUCUGGGAGCGUGAGAACUGCCUUCUUGAAAAGGUCAUGAGAAAUGUGAGUUUUUUAGAGGUAGCUAUGGUGGGCACACAGGGAAAUGGUUCUUAGCAAAAGAUGUGCAAUUUGAAACUAGGUUACAAUAAGUAGUGUGAAGAAGAACUUUACAGAAGGACUGUUAAUUAGAAAGCUUCUACGAGGAGGGUUUGUUAAAGCGUGAAACACUGCAACACUUUGAGCCACAGAGAUUCCACGGCGGCUCUUUUUUGCUUCCAGAAAUCUUAUUUCUGCACUCUAUUUAAUGUAAUGUUUCUCCUAUCACUUUGAAGUUUUGUUUGGAGUAGAUUGGGUGCAUCUGAGAACAGAUUCUGCUUUCCUGGGAAUUUGGGGUGUUCUCUUUCUGUGUGUUUGAUGUGAGGUAGUUUCAAGGUGCAAGAAGCCUGUGUAAGGUCCCAGCGUCUGUACUCCUUGAAUUGCUUAGGUGCAGAACAUUCAAACACAGGGGCUGGAGCCUCCUCAUAAUAGAUGUGUGCAGUAUCUUUGAUGAGAAUCUUCAUGGUACAAUAGUCCGUGUUUGUGAAUGGGAAGCACCAAUUAAGAUGUCUUAAAUCUGGCCCGUAAGGGAGAGGAGGCAGCCUGCUCAAUAGUGUAUCUCACGCAGGAAGGUUAGGGUUACCAGCUUUCUGUGCACUGCCUUCGGUUUUAGUAGUUCUUUGAACAGUGGACACUUUCAUGUCCCGUAUAUUCGUUCAUUGGCUGUGCUGUGUACCAAUGUCGUGGGGCUCUAGCCCUGUCACGGCAGGAUACAUUUAACUAACAAAGACGAGGAGGAUGAAGAUGGCCCACCCCUUAAAAUCUACCAUAUUGUAUCAGGGAAUCAUCAGAUAAAUUAUGCACAUCUAUGAGUUUGCCCACAAAAAACUAUCUCCUGAGUGGAUUGGUUUCGCCUCACAUAAGCUGCUUUUUGGUUCAGAAGGAAUUUUGAGUUACGCAAACACUAUCCAGAGAUGGAACACUGAAGAGGGUUCUGGAAUGUAGCCAGCGGACCUCAUUCUACAGGACUCGUCCCCUUGCAGCAGCCUCUUGCAGUGUGUAGAUAGGUUAUAUAUCCUGAUGUCUGUCACUUUAAACAGGUCACUUGUUUCUCAACUCCAUUUAAAUUGGUGAUGAAUGUGGCUUGAGAGAGCUUAAUAGUCUAUUUUGGGAAGGUAGAAGGGAAAGAGGGUCCAUAUUCAUUCUUUGACAUGAAAUGAAUGAAUCAGGAGGAUUGUAUUUACUUCCACUUACUAUUUUAAAUACAUAAACUGUUUAAUGAAAUAAACUGUAAAAUAUCCUGUUUUCUGUAUUAUAUGUACAUUUGAUUUUUUUAAUAGCCUUUCCAAAGAAAUGAGGGCAUGAUUAUUGUAUAGUACUGUGACUGAUUUAAUUGGAUGUACAGAGCAGGCUGCAUUCUUAAGGAUAAAAAUAUUUGAUGGCACUCA